AUGCCUCUCAACGACUCUACCAUUCGCGACAAUACUGAGGGCACCACCUACGAAGCAAUUCAUGCUGAGCGGUCUCAUGUGCAUCGCGAUGUCGACAGUAUUUCUACUACUAGCGACGACCGCGAGCACUCGGAACGUUAUCCCGAGAAAGGCUUUAGCAACGUAAGUGGCGGUGUCAAUGUCGAGCGCGCCGAGGCCGAAUUCGCAGAGCUCAGCAAAGAGCUAUCACGCACCAGCCAGGUCUCGCGCCGGCUCAGUCGCGUCCAAAGUCGGCAGAGUCGGAGAGACCACGCCAUUGCCGAUGUAGAGAAGACGGCGCCUGAGUCCGAGGCCUCGUCUGAGGAAGCAUUUGACUUGCAAACCGUACUGCGGGGCAAUAAGGAUGAGGAAGAAGCAGCAGGGAUCAAGUCGAAGCACAUUGGUGUUGUGUGGGAUAAUCUAACCGUCAGUGGGAUUGGCGGUGUCAAGAACUAUGUCAAGACAUUCCCCGACGCGUUUGUUUCUUUCUUCAACGUCUACGAAACAUGCAAAACCCUUUUCGGCCUCGGAAAGAAGGGCAGGGAAUUCGACAUUCUCAAGAACUUCAAGGGCGUCGCGAAGCCAGGUGAAAUGGUCCUUGUACUCGGAAAGCCUGGAUCCGGAUGCACGACGUUCCUCAAAGUUAUCAGUAACCAGCGGUACGGAUACACGAAGGUCGAUGGAGAAGUGCUGUAUGGCCCUUUCGACAGCAAAUUCUUUGAGAAGCGAUAUCGUGGAGAAGCCGUGUAUUGUGAAGAGGACGAGAAUCACCACCCCACACUUACGGUCGGCCAGACUCUGGACUUCGCAUUAGAAACAAAAGUUCCUGGCAAACGCCCAGCCGGGCUAUCCCGCCAGGAUUUCAAAGAAAAAGUUAUUGAUUUAAUGCUGAAAAUGUUUAAUAUCGAGCACACCAAGGAUACAAUUGUCGGUAACCCCUUCGUUCGUGGUAUCUCGGGCGGAGAGCGAAAACGAGUAUCGAUCGCAGAAACAAUGGUGACUGGUGCAUCUGUAAUCUCUUGGGAUAAUUCUACUCGGGGCCUAGAUGCAUCUACUGCUGUCGACUACGCACGAUCUCUGAGGGUGUUGACAAACAUUUACAAAACUACCACUUUCGUGUCUCUGUAUCAGGCCUCCGAGAACAUCUACGACGUCUUUGAUAAGGUUCUUGUGAUUGACAGUGGGCGAUCUGUCUACUUUGGACCGGCAAAGGAAGCGAGAGCCUACUUUGAAGGACUUGGAUUUCUGGAGAAACCGCGCCAAACUACCCCAGACUACCUCACAGGCUGCACGGACCCCUUUGAGCGAGAAUAUAAAUCUGGUCGAAGUGAAAAUGAUGUUCCUAGUACCCCAGACGAUCUCGUUGAAGCCUUCAACAAGUCCGAAAUCUCAGCACGUUUGGGUGAAGAAAUGACCGUCUACUACGCCAGCAUGGCCGAGGAGAAGCACAUCUAUGACGAUUUUGAAGUCGCAGUCAAAGAGAGCAAGCGCCAUGCUUCUAAGAAGUCCGUUUAUUCGAUUCCGUUCUAUCUUCAAGUGUGGGCCAUUGCCAAGCGUCAAUUCCUGCUUAAAUGGCAGGAUAAAUUUUCGUUAGUCGUGUCCUGGAUCACUAGUAUCGUUAUCGCCAUUGUCACUGGUACUGUUUGGUUAGACCUUCCUAAAACUUCGGAUGGAGCUUUCACACGUGGCGGCGUCCUGUUCAUCGCACUCUUAUUCAACGCAUUCCAAGCCUUCUCCGAGUUGGCAUCUACCAUGUUGGGCCGUCCAAUCGUCAACAAACACCGAGCCUUCACUUUCCAUCGCCCGUCAGCUCUAUGGAUAGCUCAGAUCGGUGUCGAUCUUCUCUUUUCGUCGGUGCAAAUCAUGGUUUUCAGUAUCAUCGUAUACUUUAUGACUGGCCUUGUCCGAGACGCUGGAGCUUUCUUCACAUUCGUAUUAAUGAUUAUCACUGGGUACUUGGCCAUGACGCUGUUCUUUCGAACUGUAGGUUGCCUCUGUCCUGACUUCGACGUAGCAAUUCGUCUCGCAGCCACUAUCAUUACGCUUUUUGUGUUGACGUCUGGAUAUCUCAUUCAAUGGCAGUCAGAACAGGUCUGGCUAAGAUGGAUAUUCUACAUCAACGCUCUAGGUCUGGGCUUCUCGGCCUUGAUGAUGAAUGAAUUCAGUCGACUCGAUUUGACCUGCGCAGGAUCUUCGCUUAUUCCCUCUGGUUCCGAUUAUGGCGAUAUCAACCACCAGGUCUGCACACUGCCUGGUAGUCAUGCAGGGUCCACCGCUGUUUCCGGAACCGACUACAUCAAGCUGAGCUUCUCAUACGAUCCAAAAGACCUCUGGCGAAACUGGGGAAUUAUUGUGGUGUUGAUCGUCGCCUUCCUUCUCGCUAAUGCGUUCCUCGGAGAAUACGUCAAAUGGGGCGCGGGAGGUCGAACCGUCACCUACUUCGUCAAGGAGGACAAUGAACUCAAACGACUCAACGCAAAUCUUCAAGAGAAGAGGGAGAAACGAAACCGGAAGGAGGAGGAUACGGACGCAAGCUCUGGCCUGAAAAUCGCCUCUAAGGCGGUGCUUACUUGGGAAGAUCUUUGUUACGACGUUCCUAUCCCCGGAGGUGACCUGAGAUUGCUGAAGAGCAUAUACGGAUUCGUUAAGCCGGGGCAACUUACGGCACUUAUGGGGGCUUCCGGUGCCGGGAAAACUACACUUCUCGAUGUGCUCGCCGCGAGAAAGAACAUCGGCGUAAUCACGGGUGACAAACUCGUUGAUGGCAAGUCACCGGGCAUUGCAUUCCAGCGAGGCACGUCAUACGCCGAACAGCUCGAUGUCCACGAACCUGCAACAACCGUCCGCGAAGCCCUCCGAUUCUCGGCAGACCUGCGUCAGCCCUACGAGACACCCCAAGAGGAAAAGUAUGCAUAUGUUGAAGAAGUUAUAUCGCUUUUAGAAAUGGAGGACAUGGCUGAUGCCAUUAUUGGCGAGCCAGAGACUGGUUUAGCUGUCGAGCAACGUAAACGCGUGACCAUUGGUGUUGAACUCGCCGCAAAGCCCGAGCUCCUUCUCUUCUUAGAUGAACCUACUUCUGGCCUCGACUCUCAGAGCGCGUUCAACAUCGUCCGUUUCCUCCGGAAGCUCGCUGCCGCUGGGCAAGCGAUUCUGUGCACCAUCCAUCAACCUAACUCGGCACUGUUUGAGAACUUUGACCGCCUGCUUCUUCUCCAACGAGGUGGCCAGUGCGUGUACUUCGGCGACAUUGGAAAGGAUGCACAUGUUCUCCUUGACUAUUUCCACCGUCAUGGCGCAGACUGUCCCCCCAAGGCCAACCCUGCAGAAUGGAUGCUCGAUGCCAUAGGGGCCGGCCAAGCUCCUCGAAUCGGAAGGCGCGACUGGGGAGAUGUUUGGUCGGACUCUGAGGAAUUUGCGCAAGUAAAGCGAGAGAUCGCUCACAUCAAAGAAACUCGAAUAGCUGAAGUCGGAUCCGCAGAGCCCGUCGAACAGAAAGAAUACGCCACACCCUUGUGGCACCAAGUCAAGCUUGUCAACAAACGCAUGAACCUGUCCUUCUGGCGCACCCCCAACUAUGGCUUCACACGUCUCUUCAACCACGUCAUCAUCGCUUUGCUGACAGGGUUGAUGUACCUCCAACUCGACGACUCGCGCUCCUCGCUCCAAUACCGCGUCUUCAUCAUCUUCCAAGUCACCGUUCUCCCAGCCCUCAUUCUCGCGCAAGUCGAACCUAAGUAUGCCAUCGCCCGUAUGAUCUCGUACCGGGAGCAAAUGUCCAAAGCCUAUAAAACCUUCCCCUUCGCGCUCUCUAUGGUUGUCGCCGAAAUGCCGUAUAGCAUUCUCUGUGCUGUUUUCUUCUUCCUCCCACUAUACUACAUCCCUGGCCUCAAUCCCGCGAGUUCGCGCGCUGGAUACCAAUUCUUCAUCAUCCUCAUUACCGAAAUCUUCUCCGUAACUCUAGGUCAGAUGAUCGCUGCCUGCACGCCCAGUCCGUUUAUCUCCUCCCUUUGCAACCCCUUCGUCAUCAUCAUCUUCGCGCUCUUCUGCGGCGUCACGAUUCCGAAACCGCAGAUUCCUGGGUUCUGGCGUGCCUGGCUGUAUCAACUUAAUCCAUUCACUCGUCUAAUUGGCGGCAUGAUUGUUACUGAACUUCACGAUCUCCCUGUACACUGCACGGAUAUGGAAUACAACUCUUUCACCGCUCCAGAAGGACAAGAUUGCGGGUCGUACAUGAAACAAUUUUUCUCCAACGGGGCACCCGGAUAUCUUGCUAAUAAUGCGACGGAACUUUGCCAGUACUGUGCUUACAAAAUCGGGGACCAAUUUUAUGAACCCCUUGGGUAUAAUUUUAGCCAUCGGUGGAGGGAUUUUGGAAUAUUCGCUGCAUUUAUUGGGAGUAAUUUGAUUAUACUCUUCUUAGCCGCUCGUUAUCUUAACUUUAAUCGUCGCUAA
Molecule: messenger RNA, 4470 nt
Organism: Lindgomyces ingoldianus
Lineage: Eukaryota; Fungi; Ascomycota; Dothideomycetes; Pleosporales; Lindgomycetaceae
Product: ABC transporter
Exons: 3
Coding region: 1-4470 (1489 amino acids)
Biological process (GO): transmembrane transport
Cellular component (GO): membrane
Molecular function (GO): ATP hydrolysis activity; ABC-type transporter activity; ATP binding
Source: RefSeq, a predicted model, not a curated record